UUUUGGGCCAGCUCGUACGCUGCUGUUGUGUCUGCAGCCACAGACAGGAGACUAGUGAAAGUAGUCGACCCUCGCAGUGGGAACUACUUGUUUAGACAGAGUGGUAUAGCAGUCGGGCAUGAAAGAUGGAGCUCUCGGCGGUGGGUGAUCGCGUUUUCGCCGCGGAAUCCAUCCUCAAGCGCCGCGUCCGCAAGGGUAGUCUUGAAUAUCUUGUGAAAUGGAAAGGCUGGGCACUAAAGCACAGUACCUGGGAGCCAGAAGAGAACAUUCUGGAUGACCGCCUGCUCCUGGGCUUUGAGCAGAAGGAGCGUGAAAGAGAAAUGCACGGGCCAAAGAAACGAGGGCCGAAACCCAAAAGUCCUGGCAUGAAGGCUCGUACUCUAAAAGGGGAGACAAGCACUGGGGACGCCAACCAACGUAAGAGCACCCGCCGCGCCUCUCCAGGGGACCCCGCCCUAAGCCCUCCUUUACCUCCGUCCGCUGCUGCUGCCACCUCCUCUUCCUCCGCCUCCGCCGCCUCUGUGACCCCCGCCGCCAAGAACUCCUCCCUGGCCUCCACCCACAAGCUGAAGAAAGACAUUCACCGCUGCCACCGCAUGUCCAGGCGCCCCCUGCCCCGCGCCCUCGCCGCCUCCUCCGGGCCCGGCCCCGGGGGCUUCCCCUCGCGCCCCCACGCCUCCCCCUUCUCCGAGACGGUGCGCAUCCUGAACCGCCGGGUCAAGCCCCGGGAGGUGAAGCGCGGCCGCAUCAUCGUCAACCUGAAGGUCAUCGACAAGCCCGGCCGGGGGUCCGUGGCCGGCGGCAGGGGGGCCCUGGCCGGCCGGCAGAACCUCCCGUCCCGCAACCGCAUCAUCGGGAAGAGGCAUGGCGAGGCGGCGCCCUACCGGCCCUUCCAGCCCCCGCUGAAGAUGCUGGGCUUCCCCAUGUACGGGAAGCCCUUCGGCCUGCAGUGCGGAGGGCCCCGGCCCUUCCACCCGCUCACGGGCGGCCCCGUCCCUGAGAGCGCCGCCCAGGGUCAGCCCGGCCCGGCAUCGGGCCCCCCCUCCGGCGCCCCUCAGGCCCCGGCCUGCUCCCAGCCCCGGCCCAGCCAGCCCGCGACGGAGGCCCCCGAGAGCCGGACCACCCAGCCGUCGACGCCGAGCCUGGCGGCCGUCACGUCCCCCUCCUCCUCCCUCCCCGGCGACGAGGCGCCCUCUGCUGUGUCCGGUCGGCAGGCCAACCCCCCGCCGGCCGCCCCCGCCGAGCCCUCCCGAGUGCCCGCCGAGGGGGACCCCGAUUGGCGCCCCGACACGGGGCCCAGCUGCAAGGGCGUGGUCGUCACCGACGUCACCACCAACCUGGUCACCGUCACCAUCAAGGAGUUCCCCACCCCCCCCUCCUGCCCCCCCUCCCCCUCCUCCGCCGGGACCGAAGCUGGCUCCGCCCCUUCUGCCGCUGCUCUCCGGAUCUUCUUCGCCGGGAUGAAGUUCGUCGUGGUUCUCGUAGCCGCGGGCACGGUGGCCUUCCUCGGCGCGGUCAUCUGCAUCAUCGCCAGCGUGUAUCCUCGGAAGAUCGUGGCUCCGGGUGUCGACAACGGCACCCUGGCGCCCGAGAGGUUUGACGCCCUCGCCCCGGGCGCCGUGGCUCAUGCCGGGCCACUGGGCGCUCUCCAGGGUGGUGGUGGGUCAUUCGACGGAGGAAACAGCCUGGGAGGAAUCGGCUUCGACGUCCCCACUCUGAAUGAGCUCGGCACAGGGGACGUGGCCGGAGUAGGGUCCGCCAAGACGUUUAGCUUCAAUCGCUUGAUCUGCACUCCGGUUCCGGUUGGAGAAUGUAACCACAAGAUCUUUCGGCAGCAGCAGCAGCCACAGGCGGACGACCCGUGGGCUGUGGACGAGGAAUCGGUCAACCUCCGGACCACGGCGAAAGACCUCCGGCAGGUGGUGGGCCAGCAGAACGAACAGAUCCUCAUGGACAAGCAGACCAUCCGCGAGCUUACCGGGAAACUGAACGAGUGCGACAGCGACCUCGAGGACGACAAGAACGUGCCCGAGCGCAGCGUGGGACCGUGGAGCAGCAACCGCCGUUUCAUGGCGGGAGAUGACGUUAGCUCCUCGGCGGCGGCUCAGCUGCAGACGGCGCGGGCCGUUGAGGAGCUGGAGCGGGCCAUCAUGGAUCUGAAGGACCGCAUCGAGAAACUGGAGGCAGAGAUCGGCCCGGCUGCGUUGAACCUCACCGACACAUCCGCCAGCACCACCAGUAGCAGCGGCGGCGGGAGCUCCGGGCGGGGGGGCAAGGGCCCCUGGAAGGUGGGCGAUCUGGAGGGGGAGCUGGAGAGGAAGAUCAAGCUGCUGGAGAAGGAGCGUCUGACCAUGAGGAAGGAGAGCCAGGGCCACCGGGACAACAUCGACAAGGGCCUGGAGACCGUGGACCACCGCCUGGCCGAGCUAGAGCACACGAUGACAGAGCUCUCCUUCCCCGACGGCUUUGUGAUCUCCUUCCCUAUACGGACCAACCAAAUGUACGGCAUGGUGAGGAAGGAGAUGCCCGAGAUGUACGCCUUCACCGCCUGCCUGUGGCUGAAGCCCAAGGAGGGUGGCAUCGGGACCCCCUUCUCCUACUCAGUCCCUGGGCAACCCAACGAGCUGGUCCUGCUGCAGGGGGUCCACAACCCUGUGGAGCUGCUCAUCAACGACAAGGUGGCGCAGCUGCCCCUGUCUCUGCUGCAGAAUGAGUGGCAGCACGUCUGUGUGAGCUGGACGCUCCGGGACGGGGUGUGGAAGGCCUUCCAGGGCGGCAAGAUGAAGGGCAGGGGAGAGGGGCUGGCCGCCUGGCACCCCAUCAAGCCCGGGGGGGUACUCAUCCUGGGGCAGGAGCAGGACACCCUGGGUGGACGGUUCGACGCCUCCCAGGCGCUGGUGGGGGAGCUGUCCCAGUUCAACCUGUGGGACCGGGUGCUGAAGCCAGCGGAGGUGGCCGCCCUGGCCGACUGCAGCUCCCCCGUCCUGGGCAACAUCGCCCCCUGGACCGACCUGGACGUGGACGUCUACGGUGGGGCGAUCAAGGAGUCCCUGGACCCCUGCCACGCCGCCCAGAGGACCAACCCCAAGGGACACAAACAGUGA
Gadus chalcogrammus (walleye pollock) is the source of this 3104-nucleotide messenger RNA. It is a transcript of the gene cbx6a, whose product is annotated as chromobox homolog 6a. The transcript has 11 exons. Lineage: Eukaryota; Metazoa; Chordata; Actinopteri; Gadiformes; Gadidae. Bases 126 to 3104 code for a protein of 992 amino acids. The record is from RefSeq and is a predicted model, not a curated record.